CUCAAGACUAAUACAGAAUGUAUAUCGCCGCCUCUUCUCGCGUUCCUUUGUUCUGUUUUGCGGUCAUCUGGAUUUCCGCAUCUGUGGCACAGGUGGUGCUCAAUAAAUGGUUCCAGUUUCUACUGACACCGCAGAUCCCCUGGUUCCUCGCUGACCUCGCUGGUGCUGGCUUUGUCUUUACCGCUCCCUUCUACGUAUGGUUUGUGUACUCGGCAAGCCUGAAAGCGAAGCAUGCUGGGGUCAAGGAUGAAUCUGUGAAGGAUCUGUUGAAGGCCCCUUACUCUACUGGGAGAAUCCAGUGGCACAUGUGGAGUGGGCUGACUAUGGCUAUCCAGUUGGUUUCCAUCUCCUUCGCCCUUACGAUGAUGCCUGGAAGCACAUUCACUGUUAUCAGAAGCAGCGAGCUCCUUAUAGGGCUCAUACUGUCUGUGAUGGUGUUCAGGAAGAUCUUCAACGGUUGGCAUUACCUCUCGAUUAUUAUGAUGCUUACUGGUGGGAGUAUGACUGCUCUCGCUAUGGCCAAGCCUGCUCAAGCUCAGCAUCAUGAAUAUAACAUGACCUUGGGUAUCAUCAUUACAGUGUUCGGUGUUGCUGGUUCUAGUACGGUACAAGCUGUUCUCACAGAGUGGGUUUACAAACAGAAGAUUCUCGUCAAAUCGAGAAAUGACCACCUGCUGGAGGCUGGAGUGUACAGCAUGGUGUUCUGCUGCCUAUGGCAGAUUUUGUUCACCGCACUCUUCUCUGGAGGAGAGUACCGCAUGUGGUGGACCACGCUAUUGCCGCAUCUGAACUCGUUAAAUAUCACUCUGUUGGUGAUCUUGUGUGCGUCCCGUGCUAUCGCCUUGGUUGCGAAGAUUGGUGUCACUGCUCACUCGGAUGCUAUGUUCAAUCGAACCUUGUCGACGGUCAGGCGCGCCACUCAGAUUACUAUAAUGGCCAUGUUGUUCCACGAGCCAAUGUCAGUUAUUGCUAUCGGUGGCAUAAUCUUGACGCUAGCCGCCUGCUUGUUGUACGGUCUGGCUAAGAGCCCCACUGUGAAGCCCUCUUCUAAGAACAACAAUCUCGUCGCGGAAGAGGCGCUCCGUGAGAAACUGUUGGAAACGAGCGUGAAGGAUCUGGAAGCUGGAAUAUGUGCAAGUGCUCGCAAGGUCCCCGUCCGUGUGGUGGAGUAGGAGGACGUGUUGUAUUUUGUGAACUAUUCGGUGUUAGCAGUCGUACUGCCUCUAAAGUGAAGUGCAGCAUAGUGUUCCUCUGUCACAUAGUAGUCGUUUUAGAGUGUACUGUCCUUUGAGUGGAUGCUGAUGAUAUCACAUCACACUCCUCAUAAUAAACUCAACUUAUUCGCCAGGUUUGCUCUCCCAACUUUUCUCCUGUG
Messenger RNA from Perkinsus marinus ATCC 50983, 1375 nucleotides. RefSeq lists its product as hypothetical. The transcript has 5 exons. The coding region runs from base 18 to 1172 and encodes 384 amino acids. The record is from RefSeq and is a predicted model, not a curated record. Lineage: Eukaryota; Perkinsozoa; Perkinsida; Perkinsidae. Gene Ontology annotation, biological process: transmembrane transport.